UGUAGGCGACAGACAACUGUAUGCAGUUGCUCCAUGUACGCAGUGGGUGUCGGAUAUGUUGUUGACAUGGCUGUUCGUCUGUUGGGGAGCUGUCAUAUGCCUGGGAAUACAAUCUUCUCGAAUACGCCUUAUGGAUGAACCAAGCACCUGGUGGGAGGCACAAAGCCGAUGCAAUGUGAAAGGCAGGUUGUACACACCAGGCUCAGAGGACAUUCCACUAGACCUUCUGAACCGUCUACAGCUCGGCACCUACUACUGGAUAGGUGCCAUGGAUUACUUAGCCUGGCUUUGGACAGAAGAUUUCAGUCCCCUGUACACCUAUGCUGGCUUCCUUCCCCUGGAGAGUGUGACAGCAGAAUCAAUGGUAGAAUUCCUUGAUAACUCGGUAUGGAAGUGCCAUCGUCACUGCAGCCAAGCAGAUUCAGUAGGCAUGAAGGAAACCACGUGCUACUGUCUAAAAGUAGGAUACAGCACUACAACUUCGAUGGCACCUGAGAGCACGUGUCCAGGAAACUUGGACGAAAAGUGUGGCAACGUCCAAGGGAUGUCAGUAUAUAGGCUAGAAAACACUACCUUUGAUCAAGAGCCAGACAAGUACUGUGCUUAUGCAAUACGUCGGGGUGGGGACCACUCCAUACACAGCAGCACAUGCGAAAACAAAGGCAGAUGUCAAGCCUGCAUUGUUAGCGAUCCAAGUACACACGUCAAUAUACAUUGCUGGAGAAAGUCCUGGAAUGAUGCCGCCAGGACAUGCCACUUGGUUAAACUUAAUACAGCUGUUCAGAACGGUCUCCUUAGCCUCACGAGUACGAUAACAAGAUACUGGAUUGGCUUAUACAAAUAUACACACAGGCAAUGGAUAAACGGAGAGGACGCUUUGGAGUACGAUGAGUAUCGCGGUAGUGCGUCUUCAGACACAAUGUGCCUGGGUGUAUACAAGCAGAAGAAUGGAGGAAAGCGUUUAUACUGGAGGCCAUGCUCAGAACAAAGGAGGUUCAUAUGUGAAGAUGAAACAAAAUCACAGCCACAAGGAGGAGUUGGUACAACCGAUGGCGUCCACUCUACCGAAGUUACCACACCACUUGCAGGACGGAAAGAUGCUAUGAACUCUUCGAGCAAUCCCCAGGCAGGUGGCUUCAUAGGACUAGGUAUAGGAUGUGGGCUGCUUGUGCUGGCAAUCCUCAUUGUAGUCGUCGUGUUGAGAAGGCAAAAGAAACUGUGCUUUAAGACAAAAAGUGGGAAUCAACCAAUACACUUCACUUCAGUCACAGAAAACACCACUUAUGGAUUAGCCGUUCAGGCACAAACAGCAAAUGGAGCAUAUUCAGUCAUAACACCUCCUGACAUAGAUAGAACAUCCACGUCAUCCACGGUUCAAACGGCGAUAGUCCGACCCAAUGCUCACAAUGACAACAUCUACAUCAACACCUCUCAGAUUAAUGAUGAGGAUGAGUACAACGUGUUGUCAGAAUCCGACAACUCCAAGAAGGCUAUGCCACACGGGAAUCCCUACAAUCACCUUUCGGGACCUGACAGAGGUAACGAGUCCAAAGGAGACUACGACACUGCAAACUGUGUUCCACAGGCAGGAGAAGAGACCACUGGGCUGAAAAACACGACCGCAGAUACACGACUGUCUGAUGCAGCGAGUAGUCAGAACUUAGAGGAGGGUCAGUACAAUGUGCUCGGUCAGCACGACUCUCCCAGAACAGUUGAUGCCGACGCGGGGGUGUACGACCACGUGGCAGCGGACGAGGGGGAUUGUGACACUACACAGCAGGGUAAGAAUCCCAGCAAAGUGGAUGAUACUUACAGUCACAUUCAGAGGACAAACACUGAAUGUGAAGAGGAUGCUUAUGAUGUUGCAAGUAAACGGCAACCGGAAAGAUGUUCUGAUGACACCUUCGACCACGCCACUAAGGUCGAUGAGGAAGACAGAGACAAGGCCGACUACUACAACACAAAGUGUCUUCUUCGAGACGAUGGGAAUCUUGAUGGACAUCCCGGAGGUGAUGAUCGGUCUGAUGAAAAUGAUCAAGAAAACGUUUACAGUCUUGCCAAGGGCAUUUCCGAUGCCUAAGUGUUGACAAAAUAAAGUUUUCAUGUUAUUUUAUAGCACUUGUUCACAAUUUAUACUCUUUACAAAACACCAGUUAGCUCUUAUUAAUUGACGUAAUCUAAUGGACAAUCUAUUAUGUGCACAUAUGAAUCUGAUUCUUUAAGAUUUAUUUGUUCCUGGUGUGUUAUGAUAUUUGAUGGCAGCUUAUGUCUUGAUAACUGAGAAUAAUGCAUGAUUUGUUAUAUGAUUGGACAUCGA
Molecule: messenger RNA, 2317 nt
Organism: Haliotis rufescens (red abalone)
Lineage: Eukaryota; Metazoa; Mollusca; Gastropoda; Lepetellida; Haliotidae
Exons: 10
Coding region: 56-2080 (674 amino acids)
Source: RefSeq, a predicted model, not a curated record